AUGUGGAUGGGUUCAGGACUGAUCCUACAAACAGAAGGUGGAACUGAAAGGCCAGAAGACAUGGGAGGAAGAUACUUUGUGCAGUUGGCAAGAAAGUCAUUCUUUACUUUUGUGCCAACAGUAAAUCCUUACCAGACAUACAGCACAGAGUACUACGUCAUGCAUGAUUUAUUGCAUGAGUUGGCACGUAAUGUCUCUACCGCGAAAAGAAUAGGUACAGCAUCAGAACAAGUGGAGAAUAUGGAAAACCUGUUUCACCUGCGAUUAACUUCACUUCAAGAAUUGUAUAACUUCAGUAUUCAGUCACAGGAAGGUUACCGAAUAAGUUCAUUGAUGAAUUUAACAAGCCUUUGCAAGCUACGACUGUGCAACCUUGAGAAUGUUGAAAGGCAUGGAGAGGUUAUAGAGGCCAAGAUAAAUGAGAAAUCCUAUCUUAGGUCACUGUCACUUAACUGGUCUGAAACUAAUGAUGCUCUGAAGGAAGACAAUCUGGUUCUUGAUAUACUUGAGCCACAUGCUCGUCUUGAAAAUCUUGAAAUUACAGGAUACAGUGGUGUCCGAUUCCCACCUUGGAUAAACCAUCCCCCUCUGGUCAAUAUGGUAUCACUUGAGCUGAGACAGUGCAAAAAUUGGGUGUGCCUUCCAUCUCUUGGAAAUCUACAGCUACUCAAGCAUCUCGAAUUGCAAAACCUUACUGGAUUGAAACAGAUUGGACAAUCAUCUGGUGAUUCCUUGCCUCAAAAUCUGAAAACCCUAGUGGUGGAAGGAUGCCAGGGAUUAAGGAAACUGCCACUUCUAUCUCUGACUUUGAUGCAGCUGGAAAUAAAUAAUGUUGGAUUGGACAUCCUCCCGAGAAUAGUUGUCCACCAUGGUAACAUUGGUUCUGAGGCCAUGCCACCUAAGCUAGUAUCAGUCAUCAUCAGCAAUUGUUCAAAUUUGACUACGUUGGCAGAGAGCUUUCUACUGCAGGAGCACUAUAUCUGCACUCUUCAGAUCCUAAAGAUUGUUGACUGUAAAAAGUUAAUCCAUGCUCCUUUAUCAUUUGGGAGCAUGAAUGACCUUACAGAAUUUCGCAUUGGGAGCUGUUAUUCAUUGAGAAUGAUGGAGAGGGUUGAUGGUGGACUACUCCCUUGCACGCUUAAAGAACUCUCUAUGGUGCAGUGUGGUGACCUCCAACUUCCUCUGCUGAAUUCACUGGGUGAAGUCUCUUCCAUCAUCAGAGGUGUUCCGGAGUCUCACAGCACUGCGAGAAAUGGUUAUCAUGAACUGCAUUUUCUUGUCAUCCUUGGGUGGGCUUGGAGCUCUUUCAUAUCUCAGUUGGCUAGAAAUUACAGACUGCAGGAGUAUUAA
Molecule: messenger RNA, 1350 nt
Organism: Aegilops tauschii subsp. strangulata
Lineage: Eukaryota; Viridiplantae; Streptophyta; Magnoliopsida; Poales; Poaceae
Source: RefSeq, a predicted model, not a curated record